GCUGUGAGUAAACGCAUGACGCAGGCGCAGUGUCAGCCGCACCCCCCUCCCUCCCCCCGUCGGCCCGCCGUCUCUUCGCCGCGUUCAAUGGACGAAAAGUGCAGCCGCGAGCAGCUCUCAGCUCCCGCUCCUCUCGCCAAUGGAGACGCCCAGCAGCAGCGAGGUGGCGGCGACCUAAUCACCAAAGCGAGCGAUGUCUCAGACGGUCAGAAAGCGAAGAAAAAGAAGAAAGCAGGUUUUGAAGAAUUAAAUGGUGAUGCAGGGUCGGAGGACGAACUUGAAUCUACAGCAAGCCAGGAAACUGAAGAGUUAAACUUGAUUUCUUCCAGCACAGUUAACGGCAGGAAGCAAUUUGUAGACACUAAUUUCAACCCCAGGCACACAACAAAAACUAUUGUACACAACAGAGUGGUUAAUAAAACAAAGAAUUAUAAUCAAAAAAACAGUAUGGACAAAAAAAAUGAUAAAGUCUUUGAGAAUAAAUCUAGGGACAGCAGAUCAAUUGAGAAAAAGGAGGCUUUGUCGUUUCUCAAUGGUGUUAUAUCUAGCAGCUCUGGGUGUAUUACAAAUGGAUUUUCUGUCAAGAAUUCAGCUGACAAUGACGGUAGUGGGUCUGAGAGUGGUUACACUACCCCGAAGAAACGCAAGGGCAGGAGGAAUAGCGACAAAGGUGUUGAGAACUUAAAUUUGUUUCAAGACAAAAUCAUGCAGCACGAGGGGAAUCCACUAACCCCAAAAUUAGAUCUCGAGAACACCAAACUUGAGUUACCUGAGCAGAAGGCAAGUCGUUUGGAAAAUGCUAAACCUAGUGGUAGGUAUGAACUGGCAACAGUUAAUGCAGCUGGAGCUCGUGGGAAGGUGGGAGUUGGUGAAACUCAACGAAAAAAUUCAGAUGGAAAACCUAGUGGAGGUAAGAAAUAUGAAGAGAAACCUAAAUCAAAAGCAGCAUCUGUAACUUCAAAGGAAGAUUCCUGGACCCUCUUUAAGCCACCUCCGGUCUUCCCAGUGGACAACAGUAGUGCAAAAAUUGUUCCGAAGAUUAGUUAUGCAAGUAAAGUUAAAGAGAACCUCAACAAAUCAUCCUCUAAUCAGUCACUGGCUCUGGACACUCAGACACAAGCUUCAGGUCGUUUGUCACAGGUUCCUAUGUCUGCUGUGAAAACUGUCACCUCAACUAGCUUUUCCAAUGGCUUGGCUUCAGUAGUGACUGAUGGGCAUAUUGGUGUUUCAGGGGUCCAGACAGUUACUACUGCCAACACUGUAGUGCCUGCCUCAUCUGGGAGUGAAACUUCUGUGUCUCCUGAUGGCACAGACCCAGUGGCCACAGAACAAAGAAAGCAGGGUCUCUUUGUCUACCCUUCAAAUAUGCAAUCGGUGCUUCCUGGCACAACACAGGUGGAACUACCGUCACAAACAACUCAACAAAACCUGGGGGAUAUUUUCCAGAACCAGUGGGGGUUAUCUUUUAUAAAUGAGCCAAGUGCUGGCCCUGAGCUAGCCACUGUAAAAUCUGUGGACAACCCACCUCUGGAUUUGACAUUUCAAGCUGAGUGUGCAGCCACUUUGGUUUCACAGGGCGCUGAACUUCUAUCUUCAGGAUCUGAAAUUCCUGUGUUUCCAAAGGCAUAUGAACUCGACAAACGGACUAGCCCUCAGGUUCUCAGCAGUGUCAUGAAGACUGCCACAGUGGCUGCUAGUGUCUCUGCUGAGAGCACGGCCCGGUCUGUGGAGCCACAUGUUAGUGAACUGCAAAAGAUGGCUGCUACGAGCCAAAGUGCAAUAGGUUUUGCCCCGAAGGACUUUGGGAAUGAAACACCACAACAGGCCUCUUCUACCAAUGCUUUGGUGCCAUCAGCCAAAGAACACCAUCCAAGGUACCACAGAGGCUCUGACAGAAAAGACAGCUUUGGGUCAUUUGACUUGAAAUCCGCUGUUAUGUAUCACACUAAAGAAAUGGACUCUAUAUGGAACCUGCAUAAACAAGAUCCUUCAAGAGUAGUUACCUAUGAUGAAUCUAUGGACCGUCCUGGCCAAUGAAGUCAGCUUAGUGAACUGCCUGUUUUCAUUGUUGCUGCAAGCCACUGUCUGGAAGCGGUUAUGCUCCUUUUUUUUUUAAUCAUCUCUUAAGCAGUGGGCCAGUUCAGGAGAAACAUUCAAAACAAAAAAAAAACAGAAAAAAUAUUUUUUAAAAAACGCAAACUGAAUUUGAGUGAGUGCAAAGAGUGUGUCGUACAGUUAUUUCGAUGGACUCUAAUUGGGUAUUUAAUGACCUCUGGUACUGAACUUAUCACAAAGCAAAACCUGAACGCAAUGAAUAGUGGACUUUUUACUUAAAUCGGGUUCUUAAGGUCCUGCUGGUGUAAUGUCAAGCUCCAGUGAACCACUGAAGGGGCUGUCCCACUUCACAAAGGCUGCAUUUUGCUGUGAGUGCACCAAGAUUCCACACGGGAAAACAGGAGGAUUUGCAGAACUUUUUAAAAACCCCAAAAAAAGUUAUGCUGGAAUAAUGCCUUGAAGUACAGUGUGUGUUUUUCUUUUUCCUUGCUGCAACAUUCUCAGAUUUUGCUGGGAUUAAGAUGGUCUUUUAGGCCUUGGGGGAAAAUUGUCUUAACUCAUCACUGGGAAGAAAUCGAAAUCACAGACAACUGCAAUAUUAAAUGAUGCAGGUCUAAUCGUUCACUGAUCAGAAAGACCGUGCUCCACCUGCAGAAGGUCUAUUAUGUAAAUCGUGGAGUAAUUCAACUUGGGUAUUUAAUGUUGUACAAUUCUUUCCCUUUUAAUUUUGUUAAAAAUUUGCCAUUGUAUGUGUUAGUAACAUAAACUGCACUGCUUUUGCUAUAGGGGCUUUACAUUCGCUGUCCUUCUCUAGGCCAUUAAAAUAUCUCAUUCAUUAGAUUUCCUUGUUGCGUAUCUGGCCUUAACUAUUACUAAACGACAUGUAUUUGCUUACUAUGCCCUCCUUUCCCUUUUUAAUAUCACCUUGCUUUUUAAGACUUGCAUUUUCAUGCACUAUAUACCAGAAUCGUGCAACAAGAACAUAAUUUUUUUAAAAAGAAAAAAAAAGUAGAUUUUAAAAAGUCAAAUUAAAAUUGGAUCACUCUCCUACAUUCUUUAGCCCUUUUACAGAACAUUUUCUGUCAAAAUUGACUAUUUGGUUAUUGAAUUCUAAUGCAUUCUGUGUAGUCCACAGCUUUAUUGCUGCUUCUAAACUCUAUUAAAGAUAUAUUUUUAAUAUGAAAAAUGUGCUUGGAUUUUACAAAUCGGCAAAGUGCUUUAUGGCAAUAUUAGAAGUGAGUGAAGAGUGUGCAGGCAUGGACUUCUGAAUGUGCAACGGUAGUUAUUAAACACUACAGCUUGUGCAGCAUGUAAGACUAGACGCCAGAGUGGAGAGAUUUGUUUUUAUCGUUCCUGUGGCUUUAUGCUGUCUUGCGAAGUAAAUGUCCUCUAUCUAAUUUCUGCACUGUGGUUGUGGAAAAUGUAAUGUGCUCCACACAGCUCCUCCCCAGAUGCUUGUGCUUCCUUUUCCGUUUGAUUAUCUUUUAAGCGCUAGACAAAACUUAACCCUCUAAUUUGCUUAAUAAACUAAAAUCUUACAAUGCCAAAUAUAUUUCUUCUGAUCUCAUUGUGAAAAUAGCCCAUUUCUGGGGAGAACAUUUUCAAACUAGCAUACUUUUUUUAGGGACAGAAGUGUGCUUGCAUGAUGAUAGCUGAGGUUAACCUUGUUGCCCAAAGCAUUUGGGUGCAGGAUCUGACCAGCUACUGUAAUUUCUAGGAAAGCUUAAGUAUGCCUUUACACAUCUAUAUGAAAAAGCAGGAAACCUCAUCCUUCCAAAAAUUUCCAAUAGAAUAGAAAAGUUUGACAUUUUGCAUUUUUGUUUUGUGUUGAGUCUAUAUGUUACCUUGAACUCAAACCUAAUAUUUUAGUGCUUAACUAAUUUCCAGUAAUAUACAGCAACACUUGUGAACAAUUCAACAUAAGCAGUAUUGUUUCAGAAUUUCAAGAGUUUCUUAGUCAUGCUCAUUGUUAGAAAGAUUCUUUUGGUCAUACUUGGGAAUUUUUACUUGCGGAUGUCAAACUGAAUAAUGUCAUGCCUUGGGCAGAAUAAAUUACACUUUACUUUUAAGCAAUCAGUUACUAAUUUCCAAUGGCUACUAAAGCUAGUUUAUAACAACUUUGUUGUUAAUCCCUAAAAUGAGCGGUCGAGCAGCCCAGUACAUGUUUGGUACUGUACAUAUUCUGGUAAACUAGGGCCACAUGACUACUGGGUUGUUCCACCCAGGUUUUGUUAUGCUUACAUGUUUUUUCUGUGAUCUGUCACUGUCCUUGAUUCUUCAAUAAGCACUUAAACUUUCUUAACUUUUUAAUCUGUUUAUAUUUUUUGAGUAGGCAUGUAAGUUUUAAGUACAGUCCAAUCAUUUGUGACUAAUUAAUACAGUGAAUGGUAAUGUGUUACUGUUGUAGAUACAGUAUAAUAUUUUCCGCCUCAAUUGUUAGUACUGUAGCAUAAACCAAAUACAGUGUAGACUGCGGUGCCCCUUCUAUGAAGAGACUUAAAUUUGGGAAGAGGGACUGAGUGAGUGCGUGAGCGAGAGCAAGUGUGUGUGAGUUCUAUACAGUAUCUGGUGCAUACAUUUAUUAGUAUUGAGAAUAAGAGCGUAAUUUAUUUUGUGCCAUGUGUUGAUUUCAUCUUUUGAGUAAUGAUCAUCAGAGGUCUAAUUAUUGCAGAAUGGCACUAAGCAAGUCAGAUAGCAUAGGUUGUUUUAAAUUCUUGUUGCUAGACAAGCUAAUCAAGGUUGAAGUCUUUGAUACCUGUGUUUAUUUUUUUUAAUCAUGUUUUGUAAUGCAUUGUCAGUCCAGCUAUAGGCCUUGCAGGUCAGCCUUUUUCAUUCCAAGUCCCAUUUUGUGUCCCCCUUUCCCAAUACAAAGGCUGCCAAAACCUCAGGGAGUUGAGCUGUCGACAUGCACGUGUGCUCCAUGUUCCUCCCACAUUUGUUUAAAGAUACUCACCAGUUUGUUUCCCCCAAAUAGCAUUUUCUUAGUAAUGCCAUCAAAAUUGAUGGAAUGCAUGGUUGCUAGGGCCUAUUAGUAUUGGUUCAUUAAUGCAUUUCUUGUCUGUGUGUCAUCAUAAAAGUAAUGUAUUUUUAAAUGCUUGCUACUGUUACUAAUUAUGUUAAUUUAAAAACAAAAAAAAUUAAAAGUGUAAAUAACGUGGGAUUGAACAAUUUGAUCUGCAGAAACUUUGUCAAAUCACAUCUUGAAAAAGCUUUUAGCUCUUCAGAUCUUGAAACCAGCGUUCAAGGAUUUUCUUUCCCUUUUCAAAUGUCUGUUUACAGUAAAGGGUGAUUGGGUUGUAUGUAAUUAACUAAAGCUGCUACAUGGGGUUUCUGACCAGGCAUGGAAAUGAUAGGGACAGCAUGGAAAUGUAUAGUGAAAUACAUAAGCAUAGAACAUGAAGCUGAAAUGCUGAAGUGCUAAGGAGCAUGAUAUCUUUUUUGACACAUUAUUAUAGUACUUCAUAAUUGUUUGAUGGCUCUGUAUUUUUGCUACCAGAGUGAAAUUGGUGACUGGAACAUGUUGCUGUGUUCAAAUACAGUAUUUCUUAACCAUAACCAGUAUUUGGCAAUUGCAUACAUUGCUGGUUAUGUAUUUCCAAAUGAAAAGACAUAACUCAGUUAAUAAAUUUGAGUUAAAGAAAUUCUGUUUGCUUAAUGCAAAAGAGUAAAACACUUUCCAUUGCAUUCUUUGGAAAAAGAAUAUCCAUAUAUAAAGGCAAUUGCAGUUAGCAUUCUGCUUGGCACUUGUGGUUGACAAUUUGAUGUUGGUUUCCCAUGUGUAAUGACUGACCUAGUAAAUAUCAGUAAACAUCUGCCCUGAAAACAAAAUAUUAAGACAUCUGAAAUGGGACAUGGAUGAGGGAUGCAGGAGAGAAAGGAGUGUUAGUAGCCUUUAGUAGAAAUUCAGAGGUAAAACUAUGUUUGUCACUGCAUGGAAAAGGGGGGAAUUAGUUUUGGUAUUGACAUUUACAUUAUUCAUCUAAUACAUAGCUGGAAGAUCUUUCUCUUAACAACUUCAGGAGACUAGCAAUUUUUUUUUAAGAUUUAGUCUUAUCUGUUUAUUCCCAAGUGUUCUUAAUGCUUGCAUUUUGCCCUUGUCUUUUGGUGAAAAGAUGCAUGGAGUAUUUUGUUUCCGGUUUUUAAUUUAAAAAUUUUGAUAUACAACCAAGACACUUCGACUCACUUUAAGGACUUUAGUUACUUCUCCUAUCUGGAAAUUUGACAAGGAGGAGAAAGUUGUGCUUUAACUACGUAGAAUGGCCAUAAGUUAAAUGCAAGUGAAGACAAAAAUUUCAUGCCAUUAAAGCUGAAAAGAGCAGCAUAAAUGUCAAAUAUGUAGGGCUGCGUUAUUACAGCAGUAUUGGACUAGUAUGUGUUAACGUGAUUAGAUUAGAUGGCCUGAAGGGCCGUAAGUGGAACAAACUAUUGUGCAAUUAUAAUUCUUAUUCUACAAUGGGUGUGUUCAACGAACAGUAGCUUCUGAAACUAGUUUCAUUUGGUUGUUAAUUUAAUGCCAGAUACACCACAGGAGUAGUGGCAGUCUCUGCAAAAUACACCUGUCAACCAAGCUUUUGUCUUGCUGCUGUAUUGGUGACAUGGAAUAAUUUUUCUAGCCAAAAAAUUAACAGCAUAUUAUACAAACAAUUAACAAUUUCUGGUAUACAUUGAAUUAUGAAGUGAGAGAAUUGGCCUCACUCUGGUUAGAAGUUGUGUGGCUACAGGUUUAUAAUUUUUUUUAAUGGUGAAUCCUGAAUGUGUUAAGCACCUUGCUUUAAAAAAAUAGUUGUCUGCUACUUUGUGCUGAGUAAAAUACUGUAAUUUCUUCCUCCCUCUUCAAAAAAGAAAAUAUCUGCUAAUUCUGCCUUAUACAGAAUCCCUCUAUGUAUCAUUGUGUAAGAUUUACUUCCUGGGCUGCUUGCAUUACAUUAGAAAUGCAUUUUGCACACUCAGGUUUUGCUGAAGCUCCAGUAAUGUUUGCUUGAGCUGAUGGUAUUGAGCUAUGCACGUUUUUGAGUUAAUAGAUUUCUUCCCAUUCGAUAUGUUUAUGUUCGUUUGUGUGUGUAUGUGUGUGUGCGCUGUUCUUUGCAGUUUAAUUUCCAUGGUCAGGGUCAGGUGAACAUAUCUUGAUGGGCCAAUGACCAGUUAGCAGUGUAGAAUUCAUCCUAUCCCCUUUACCCCUUGAAAUAAUACAAGCAUCAAUAUGUUUGUGGAUUGCAUUGUAAAUUCAGAUUCUGCUUGCAUUAAGCAGAAGUUCAAUAAACAAAAUGACCCAACUUUUUUUUCAUGUAUUUGUCACCAUUUGUAUGUCUCAUAAUUGUUAAAACUAUAAUCUAUAUCACAAACGUUUUAAAGGUUCUUAUUUCUAACAUUUGUAAAGAACUGCAUAAUUUCUGAUUAAACUGUUGCUAUUUUCAAUUAGUGUCAAUUUUUGAAUUUUGUUUCAAAAGCCAUAGGAGAAUUUAUAUAGAAUGUUAUCUUGUAAAUGGAUGUUAAUAUAAAUAGGUGUACAGAGAUGUAUGGCUGAUGGUUUGGCCAAAAUGUAUGUUUUUGAUUACUUCCAACUGCCCAAAUUUACAAAAUGUUUUUUUUUCCAAGUCAUUUGGUCUCCUAACCAAAUGGAGGAUUGUGAAAUAUCCAGUGCCUAUUUGAUCUAGACAAAUUUAGCCACUUAAGGGCAGGUUUAUUUGUUUAUAUUUUUCGUACCCAUUGCUUUCGUUCAGUGAAUGUCUUUUUCCAAAAUAAUCUAAAUACCAUCUGGAAAUGUAUAAAUAACUUGGUCAUUGGUUGAUCAAUUCCUGAUUUCUGACCUAUUGCAUUCAUCUAAAUUACAUUGAUACUUGUGAUCAAAAACAUACAUUUUAAAGUUAAUUGCCAGACUUAAUGUACAGUACCUUACGUGAGCUCCAGGAGUUAAAUUUUAUCUAUUAGUUAAAUCAUUCCCUGCAAAAUGGCCUUUAUAAUGUCUUUAAUGGUUCCAGUAUUUCUUUGACGUGAUAUUAGACUCCCUUGCCAUGAGAUUUGAAAUACAUGGAACAAGGCUUUUGAAAAUCUUUGUUCUCCAAAGUCUACCUAUUCAACACUAAAUGACAUCAUCUGAGCAGAUAAAAACUGAAGUAUCUAUUCCUACAAAGUAAGAUGUGACACAUUUGUCAUGUGUUUGUGGGAAUAAAUUAUUUAGACUGGAUCAGUGUAAUUUAACUACUAAAAACGAAUCUAAAAAUAAAUAUGAAGGAACUCUAUUCCUUGCUUUGUGCCAGUUAUAAUGUGUGUGUAUGUAUAUAUAUAUAAAAACUAUUAUCCAAAUUGUAAACUAUCAUGAUUUAGCUGGUAUGAAAAGCACAGAAACUGAUCCUGGAUGCUUCCAUGUGCAUGAAUUCCUGUGUUUAAAAAAUAAUAAUAAUAAAUUGUAACAAGAACCCACAAAAGGCUUGAUUCUUGGGAGUUGCCAUGUUUUAGAUAAUUAUGGUUUGCCCAAAUUUCCCCUUAUUCUAAGCCCUUCCUAAAAUAAUCAUGCAUGCCUCACCACUGCUUCAAAUGGUUUGAAUACUCUACCAAAUGUGUUAUAGCUAUGAUUUUUUUAAUCUCACUAUCCAUAUAAUACUGAAAUUGAAAGCAUUAGAUAUGCAAAAAAGAUAUACAUGGUCCCUUCUUCCCAGAGGAGGAGAUUGUCUGGUGUUGUAUUUGAAUAUACCUGUAUAUUGUCAUUGUUAGCUAUAAAUCUGUAAAUAUGUCAUGCUUUUUCAUGUAAUGUCCCGGUAAUUGAGUAACCAAGAAAAUAACAAUUUGUAUUAUCUCCUUCCUCUCCAAAACUCCAAUUAGAAGGAAAAAUGUGAUCUGGUUAGUUGUGUUGUAGUUAAAAAAUCAAUACUCAAAUUCAGUUUGUGAAUCUUGAGAGGAAAGAUACUUUAUGAAACCAUAGUUUCUUAAAUAUUGUUGGAAUCAAGCAUGUGGAUAAUGAACCGUUCUUGUGCAAUUGUAUGUUAUGAAUUGACUGUACAAACUCUUGACCUGGGGCAUGGGACUGUGGCCUUAAUACAUGGCAACUCCAAAGUAAAUGAUAUCUGAAAAAUUAUUUUGUGAUCAGUUUUAUUAUAUAUGAAAUCUCUUUGGUCUAAAGUUUUUUUGUCAUUCUUAACCCUUGCAAUUCCUUUCUGUAUACCUUUCCACUUUGUAAUAGGUUGUAGCUGUAAAAGUCAAAUCCUGGCAGCAUUAGCCAUGCCAUUGAGCUCCAGGAAGUGAAUUAAAUUUUGGUGCAGGCAUUUCAGUUGUUUCCUUUUCAAGACUUAAGUCAUGACUGUCUACUAAGUUCACUGACAAUCAUGGUACAAAAAAUGUUCAAAUAAAACUCUUCUGCUGCUUUAUUUUCUGCAAUAAACCUAUUUUGUUCCUUUUUUCCACAUUAAAUACCAUCACUCAUUAUAGUUAUGUUUAAGUCAACAAUUGCCAUUACUUGGUAGUAAUU
Molecule: messenger RNA, 9517 nt
Organism: Mobula hypostoma (lesser devil ray)
Lineage: Eukaryota; Metazoa; Chordata; Chondrichthyes; Myliobatiformes; Myliobatidae
Gene: nufip2
Product: nuclear FMR1 interacting protein 2
Cellular component (GO): nucleoplasm; cytoplasmic stress granule
Molecular function (GO): RNA binding
Source: RefSeq, a predicted model, not a curated record